Messenger RNA from Cyprinodon variegatus (sheepshead minnow), 3402 nucleotides. Its product is annotated as chromosome unknown open reading frame, human C11orf87. The coding region runs from base 528 to 926 and encodes 132 amino acids. NCBI's taxonomy places the organism in Eukaryota, Metazoa, Chordata, Actinopteri, Cyprinodontiformes, Cyprinodontidae. The transcript is spliced from 2 exons. The record is from RefSeq and is a predicted model, not a curated record.
ACCCCUCCCAGCUGACUGGUAGGCUAUCAAGGAGCUUUAAUGCAGCUGCAGCUCUUCAUUCACAUGCUGAGAGGAGCAGUGGAUCACCACCAGAGGAGGAGACUUUUUUUUUCUUGCAGGGAAAAAAAAACAAAGCAAAAGAAACAGCCAGCCCCAUUUUUAAUCGCAUUUCGUCUCAGUUUCUUCUCUCUUUGAUGCACACUGAGGGAUUCUCCAGCUACCUGUAAACGUUAAUGUGGGGAAAGUGCUGCCCUGGAUGCAGACUGAGAGGAUUGCGGCAAUCCAAAGCAACUUGAAUGAUCGGCUUUCAGCAGCAGCAGCAGCAGCCUCUCAUUGUAUGAAAUGCGUCACCGCGAUCCGGUUCACACAUUUCAUCUCUUAACUCACGGAUUGUUUUAUUCGCCAUCUGCUUCAUCGGGUAACCACAUGCGCGCGCCGGUGUCCCCGCGCUGAUCCCAGAGAGCACGAAGGGUAUCAGGGGUCAGUGAGACAGGAGAGCUCGGGGCGGGGGAAACAAGUAGGACCGGAUGACGUCUAGAACCGCCGAGGCCUCUGGGCUGAUGGCGCCUCCGCAACGCUGCCACGGAGGGCUCCACGCCAGCAACGGCACCUGCGCGGAGCAGCUCAGCAUCUUCCCGCCGCUCUCUUCCACCCUCGCGCUCCUCGUGCUGGUGGCGGUGCUCGUGGGGAUCAUCCUCGUUUCCCUGGCAACGUUCCACUUCCACAAGAGGAAGCUCCGGAACAGGAAGAUCCAGCGCGCGCAGGAGGAAUACGAACGCGACAGUCGUAGCCCCUCACGCGCUGCUCCGCGCGCAGGGGAACCAGCGAGGCCGUGCGUCAUCGUCCGACCGGUGCGGCGUGAUGAGAAGCCCUCCACCCAGAGCGUGGACAGCGAGGACAAACAGACAGUUCCUCUUGACUGUUAACUCCGAGAAACUUCAGGGAACGAGACUGUGGAAUAAACUGGAAAAGCAAUAAGGCACAAAGAACCCCCCUCCCCCCAAUCAUCGCUGCUUGUAGGUGACUUAGAUACAUUAGGGAUAGAUAGCAGAAUACUGAGCAGAUUAAUAGAUAUAACACUGCAGUGACGUGCAGCAAACCUUCAUUUCAGCAUUUCACUAGUUAAAGGCCAGACUACAACAGCAUUAGACCAAGCAGAUCUGGGUAUGGGUUUAUCUGAAGCCGAGGUUCAUCAUGAGUCAAUCAAGAUCAUCAAGAAGAUGGAUGUUUUAAAUGGAUCCAGUUAAGGAUCCCAUCAGAUACAAUGGAAGAGAGGACAAAUCAGUACUGAAGUGUGGAAAGAAGACUAAGGACCAUCAAGGAAGAUGAUGUGCUGGAUUGGUAUCAUUUAAAACAAUUUAACUGAAUUGGGGCGUAUAUGAAAUGUUUUGUUAUGGACAAGUUUUGUACAGCACUGUAAGAUUAGCUUAGCUGUUAGUUGGUAUUAUUAAAUGUUUUCGAAAGGGAAAAGAACGGAGAACGGAACAGAAAGAGGCAUGAAGACAAUGAGUGGGAUAGAAAGUUGUCCUUAUGAGACAUUGAGCAGAUGGGGGGGGGUUGGGGUGAGUGGGAUGAGAUCCGAUAGGUAUGAUAAGAUUUAUAAGAUGAGAAAGGGAUUUAUAAUGAAGCAUGUGCUAGCUGUGGGAGGGAGGUGAUGAGAAUGAUUAUGAGGUUGGAAGAGAAUUCGUAGGUUGUGAAGAGGUCAUGACCAGGCAGAGAGGGGCUUACUUAUGUGACAGUGGGAUCAUAGAUGUACGGUUAUUAGUAGGUUGUAAAGAAGUCAUAAGUACACAGAAGGCUGAGUAGGAUAAGACAGUCAUAAUGAGGCAUUAGGAAGAUUACUGGGAUGUGCAGGAAGUCAUAAAUUACAAUAAAAAGAAUAAACUGAAUAAAAGUCAUUAUAAGACACAAGGAUACUGACCGGAAUAAGAGGUUAUGAUAAAGCAUCAGGAGGAUGAUGGGUGCCAUAAUGAGGCACUGAGGGGAUGAAUGGGAUUCGUAGACAAGGGAGGUGAUUGUAAGAGGGUCAUAAUGUCUGAUAAGGAGAAUGAGUGGGAUGUUAAGGGGGUACCAAGAUUAAUAAAACAAUAGAAAAUGAAGGGGUUGAGGAAGAUGAGUGGAAUUAACAGUGUUUAUGAAUAAGAAAUGAGAACUAUAGGGCAUUAAGAAGGGAUGAAUUAGAUCAACUGAGAGGGUGGAGAUGGAUGAGUGGAAACAAGGGUGUAUAGAGGGAUGAGGAUAAAUGAUAGGGACUAAGUGGUAGAAGGUUGAAGAAUGAGGGCAAAUAGGAGUAGUAAGAUGAGAAGGGCUAUUAAUAAAGAGCAUUGGUGGGAUGAGAAGUAGGCUAUUAGUGGGAGAAAAUGGGGUUGUAGCGGGUGAUUGGGAGGGCAAGUGGAAUGUAAAGGCGUCAUAAUGUGGAAUUUGUAGGUUGGAGAUUAAAGGGUUAAUAUUAAAGGGUGAGGAAUAUGAGUGGCAGGAUGGGCCGGGUGAGAAGAGGGAGUGGAUUUAAUAUCAUGAGACAGGCAUUGGCAAAAAGGCUAACCAUCUGAAAAGAAGGCUAACCAGGUCAUUCAAUGGGUUGUGGAAGUGUUGUCCUGCUGCUGAAUCUUAGUUAACGCAUUAUCUUUCAUCUAGGAAGCUGGUAACUCCUUUUAAAAAUGUAAGUAUUUGCCUGCAUAUUUCAUUUAAGGACCUUUCUUCUCUUGCCCUGCCUCUUUUAAACUUCAACGAUGUUAAAACUUUAAACCAUUGUCUGGAUUUGACACAUGGUUGUGUUAAAUUAUUAAGACUUGUUGAAACAACUCAGAUCGCCGUGGCUCGCUGACCUUCCUUGGCAUGCCCUCUGACACACUACAGUAUGUAGUUAGACUAUAAUGGAUGUUGUGGUGCUGUUAGGCAGUGCAAAGCUGCAUAUAUGCUAUAGAAAUGGCUUAUUUGUUUGCAUAGUAUUUUUUCCUUCAAUUAAGUGACUUAGAAAUUUGCAUAAAUUACUGUCCUCCAAUGUCUUUUAGACAUCUGGGUAGCUUUAGCUAGCUUGACAGGAUGCAAGACCUUUUGCUGUAGUUAUGCACACAAACCUUUUUUCCUUAAAUUGUCAUAUAGACCAAUAAGUUUUAGUGCUUAUACCGUAUUUAGAUAUUUGCGUAUUUCUAAUGUAUUCUAUGUCAUGUAUUAUAUUGAGAAAUCUUCCAGCAGAGGCUUUGGGUUGAAGCCAGUAUUUUUUUGAUCCUUUAUAUUACAUCAUUGUGAGCCUGAUUAAAUUCCUGUCAUUUAUUAUAAAAAAUUCAUUGUAAUUUGUAUGCCACUAUGCGAGCUGGAAUGUUUUGCAGUAACAUCUUUCUGGAAGUUCAUAUAAUCUGCCUUAUCGGAGAAAACUCUGUAAUAAUAAAAACUUUAUAAAUA